Sebastes umbrosus (honeycomb rockfish) is the source of this 1925-nucleotide messenger RNA. RefSeq names its product acyl-coenzyme A thioesterase 5-like. Gene Ontology annotation, biological process: acyl-CoA metabolic process; fatty acid metabolic process. The transcript has 4 exons. Lineage: Eukaryota; Metazoa; Chordata; Actinopteri; Perciformes; Sebastidae. The coding region runs from base 356 to 1627 and encodes 423 amino acids. Gene Ontology annotation, molecular function: fatty acyl-CoA hydrolase activity. The record is from RefSeq and is a predicted model, not a curated record.
UGUUGCUGCUCCAUUAAACUAUUAUUUCGUUCAUGAAGAAGUCAACCAAUAUAUUUUAACUGGUUGCAAACAGAUAAUGUAACUUUAUUGUAAAUCUCAGGCAGAAAUUCAACUAUUUAUCUAACGUUGGUCCCUGUUUCCUACCACCUAUGGUUUGUCCCAGUCAGUGUUGUCCUGUAGGACACAAAGUGCGUCUUUAAUGAGGCAGCACACCGAAGGUGGAGGUCCUUACAGGACUUUAUAACACGUUAAUAUUAAUCUAGGAGUUAGUUCACUGGCUCUCACAACUGUGUGUUACACUUCAAAAGGGUCACAAUAUGAAUCUGAGGGGUCCUGAGAUGAUUAAUGAGAAGAGAUGUCCUCCCAAGUCAGACUGAGGCUGCUGCCGAGAGCCAGAUGCAUGUUUGAUGACCCCAUUCAGGUGAAGGUGGCCGGGCUGAGGUCGAGACAGGUGAUCACCAUGAGAGCCAGAUCGACUGAUGAGAAGGGAGUGGUGUUCAGCUCCUCGGCCACCUACAAGGCUGAUGGGAGCGGGGAGAUCGACCUGCAGAGAGAACCCUCUCUCGGUGGGAGUUACACCGGGAUUGAACCCAUGGGUCUGCUGUGGUCCAUGAAGGCGGACUCCUUGCACAGAAGGUUGCAAAAAACAAGUUCACUAACCCCGCACGUUGUGAAGUUCUCUGUGCAUGAGGAGGAGGAGGAGGAGGGCAGGAUGCUGGCAGAGGCGACCAAUGAGAGGUUUCUGAUAGGAAACGGGGUCAGCCGGCUCCCCGUCAAGGAGGGGAAUAUUCGCGGAGUCCUGUUUACUCCCCCAGGAGGAGGUCCGUUCCCUGCUGUGUUGGAUCUGUACACUUUAGGUGGUGGUGUGUCAGAGAAAAGGGCCUCUCUGCUAGCCAGCCGUGGAUUUGUGGUUCUGACCGUAGCGCUGUACGGUCAUGAUGACAUGCCGAAGUACAUCAAAGUGGUCAAUCUGGAUUAUUUUGAGGAAGCAAUAAAGUUUUUAAAAAAACAAGACAAGGUGGGCAGUAAAGGUGUUGGCGUAAUAAGCAUUUCAAAAAGUGGAGAUCUUGCGCUCUCAAUAGCCUCUUACCUGCCAGAUGUUGAUGCCACAGUGUGGAUUAAUGGCUGCUCUGCCAACACACUUCUACCCCUCCACUAUAAGAAGAGCCAAAUCCUCCCUGCUUUAAUGUUUGACAUCAAGAAGAUUAUUCUCACUAAUUCAGGGGUCGCCAUUGUCAAGGAUGGAAUGCAUGAUCCACUGGCAGAGGAGAACAAGGCCACCCUGGUCCCCAUUGAACAGGCCAAGGGACGUUUCCUCUUUGUGUCAUCAGAGGACGACCUCAACUGGAACAGCAAAGCUUACGUGGACAUGAUGGAGGAGAGACUGAAGCGUCAUGGGAAGGACAACUUUGAGAGUGUGUGUUACCCCGGAGCGGGACAUUACUUAGAGCCGCCUUACGGACCCUACUGCCCCUCCAGUUUUCAUGGGGCUGUAAACAGGCCUGUCGCGUGGGGGGGUGUGCCCAAGUCCCACGCGGCAGCUGAAGUCGUCCUGUGGAAGAGGAUCCAGGAGUUCUUCAGAACUCAACUGAGCUGUGAUGCUACACACACUAAAGCCAAAUUAUAGAUACAAAUAUCAUGAUAUGGAAGACAUCCGAACAGAUAAAUCACCAGCCAGUUAACGGUAAAUGAUUGUAUAUGAAUUAAGCUAACAAUUUCAUGUUUGAUUUGAUGAUUGAAUAUUUUUGUAUUUCAAAAUCAUGAAUUCACACAACCUGAUGCAGAUUUACCACUGUGAAAUGACAGGACUGUAGCCUUAAUUGAAUAUCUUCUUGAUAAUGUGUUUGUAUUUUCUGAAUUUAUUUCUAAAUCAUGAGAUGGGAUAAGAAAAGCAACAUACGAUAGAUAAAUUCCUCAGACUCUUC